Molecule: messenger RNA, 738 nt
Organism: Adelges cooleyi (spruce gall adelgid)
Lineage: Eukaryota; Metazoa; Arthropoda; Insecta; Hemiptera; Adelgidae
Product: peroxiredoxin-6-like
Exons: 2
Coding region: 1-738 (245 amino acids)
Biological process (GO): cell redox homeostasis
Cellular component (GO): cytosol; mitochondrion
Molecular function (GO): oxidoreductase activity; antioxidant activity
Source: RefSeq, a predicted model, not a curated record
AUGUUAAGAAUUAAUCAAACGAUAUCGGACAUCCCUCUGAAAACAACAGCCGGAGAAUUCGGCACACACGAUUAUUACAAAGACAGUUGGGGCUUGUUAGUGUGUUACGUGUCAGACUUUUCAGCGGUUUGCGCCAGUGAGCUAAGUAGACUGGCAUCGUGCUACAAUGAAUUCAAAAGUCGAGGGGUCAAAAUAUUAGCAAUGUCUUGUGAUCCUCUCGAAACACACCUCAGAUGGGUCGAGGACGUGAGUAAACUAUGUGGUAUCAACAAAACGGACGAAUUCCCCUUUCCCAUAGUAUCCGACCGUAACCGUAUGCUGUCGUUAUAUUUAAACGUACUGGAUUCAAAGACUGUCGACCAAGACGGAGUGCCGGUACCAUGCAGGGCUACGUUUGUUAUUGCACCCGAUUUAAGUAUACAGCUGAUUCAUUUUUAUCCACAAACUACAGGCCGUAACUUUGACGAGACAUUAAGGUCUAUAGACGCCUUGAAACUGUCGUUUGAUUGCAAUAAGGAUAUUUUGACACCUUGCGAAUGGAAACCAACAAAAAAGUGUUUAAUAUCGCAAAGCCUAUCAAAAGACGUCAUAGAUGAAAAAUACUCCAAUUCGACUAUUGUCAAACUGCCAUCAGGAAAAGAAUAUUAUCGAUUAUACCAACAGAUGGAAAAUAAUAGAAAAUUCAAUCGAACAAUUGUUAUACUUAAGCUAAAAAUGUUAAAGCAUAAAACGAUCUAG